AUGGAAGGAAAAAAAAAACGCCCUUUAUUUUUUCUCCUAGUUUUAUUAUUGUCACACAAGGCGAAUAAUGUAUUAUUCGAACGAAUGAAGGGAAUCCUUUUACUAGAAUGCGAAAAUGAAUACGUGAAAAAUGAAAAUGGUUAUAAAUUAGCUACAGGACAUCAUUAUAUGGACAAUGAUCAAAUAGAACGAUGGUUACAAGGAACUGAUAGAAGCAGAAGAGUGAAGAUUGAGGAAAAUGUAAAAUAUAAAUAUAACGUAGAGGAACUAAAUACAAAAUAUGAACAAACGAAAGGAAAAAGAAUUAAUCGCAUUUUGAAGGAAUCCACUUACGAGGCGCAAAAUGUUGCAGACAACAAUUAUAUAGAUGAUAAAGCAAAUGGAGAAUAUAAAACUGAUAAUAAAACUAAUAAGGGGGAAGGUGCAAGGAAUAUGGUCAUGUUGGAUUAUGAUAUAUCUGGCAGUGGCCACCCAGAUGGGAUCAUUGAUAAUGUUGUUGAAUUGGGAACUGAGGAUGAGGGGAAUUUUCUUGAAAAUUCCUCAAAAGGCGGUGACCAUCCUUAUCGUAUGAAUCGGAAGGAAAGAAUGUGUAGUGGUGUUAUUAAUCAAACUUUUCUUCAGAAGAAUGUAAUGAGGAGGUGUAAUAAUAAGAGAAAACGCGGGGCAAGAGAUUGGGACUGUCCAACUAAGAAGGAUGUUUGUAUACCAGAUCGAAGAUAUCAAUUAUGUAUGAAGGAACUUACGAAUUUGGUAAAUAAUACAAAGACACAUUCUCAUAAUGAUAUAACAUUUCUGAAAUUAAAUUUGAAAGAGAAACUUACUUAUGAUGCUGCUGUGGAGGGCGAUUUAUUAUUAAAGAAGUAUAACAACGUAUAUAGCGAAGACUUAUGUAAGGAUAUUAAAUGGAGUUUGGAGGAUUUUGGAGAUAUAAUUAUGGGAACUGAUAUGGAAGGUAUUGGGUAUUCCCAAGUAGUGGAAAAUAAUUUGCGCAGCAUCUUUGGAACUGGUACAAGUGCCCAACUGGAUCGUAAGAAAUGGUGGAAUGAUCAUAAAAAAUAUAUUUGGGAAGCAACGAUUUUAUCAGUUAAAAAAAAAUUAAAUGGGUAUUCUGCAUGGAAUUGUAAAGAAGAUGUUCAGAUAAACGUGGAACCACAGAUAUAUAGAUGGAUUCGAGAAUGGGGAAUGGAUUAUAUGUCAGAAUUACCCAAAGAACAACGGAAAAUAAAAGAAAAAUGCGAUAGGAAAUUAUACUAUACUAAUUUAAGAAUAUGUACGAUGUCUCCAUGCAAUGAUUCCUGUAAAUUAUAUGAUCAAUGGAUAACAAGGAAAAAAAAACAGUGGGAUGUUUUGUCAACAAAAUUUUCAAGUGUAAAAAAGGGGCAAAUAAUCGAGACGGAAAAUAUCACAACAGCAUAUGAUAUACUAAAACAGGAAUUAAAUGGAUUUAAUGAAGUGAUGUUUGAGAAUGAAAUUAACAAACGUGAUAAUGUCUAUAUUGAUAUAUGCCUUUGUGCCGCUGAUGAGCCUAACAAAAAUACUCAGGAACACUUGAAAAAGUUAAAGAGUGCUCCUAAAUUAGAGACACAGAGAUCGCAUUCCACCAUUCAACCUAUGAGCAGUAGUGGGGCAGAGAAGGUUCAAGGGGAUUUGGCGCAUGGGAAUAUUAACGAUGCGGCAUAUAAGUCUACCACAGAUGAAGCUGCUAAGGGGGAUGGUCAAAAUGGAAAUCAGACAGUUGCAGAAAGCAACAUAAAGGGAACUGAUAAUAUUGAAAAUGAGGCUGCCAAAAAUGUUGAUACGUAUAAAUUCGUAACUGAAAGGAGUGCUGACACUAGGGGCGCUACAGAUAUUACAGAAACGGGGGAGGAGAAAUUGAACACAUCAUAUAGUGGAUCUUCUGAGAUUACCGUUAAGGAAAACAUCCCAGGUGAUGGUAUUGUUAAGGAUGUAUCUGCAGCUGUAGAAAAUAGUGAAAACCCAUUGGAAACGAAGCAUAAAAUUUUUGAGCCUUCCAAAGAUAACAGUGAUAACAGUGAAAACAGUGGAUCCAUGGAAUUUAAGGCAACCAGUUCGAAUCCGAUAACUGAGGCUGUAGAAAGUAGUAGCGCGGAGGGGCAGGUUCAGGAGGAUUCUGCACACAGAAGUGUUAACACUGGCAGGGAUAACUCUACAAUAAGUGCAGCUACUUCCGAUGAUGGCCUUUCCUCUGGUGAUAAACGUGUUGAAAGUCUUACUUCCAUUGAGAAUGCUGAUGAUGGCGGUGAUCCUGUGCAAGGUUCUUUAUGGAACCUGCUGAAUGAUCCAUCAGUUGGUGCUGGAGGAGGAAAAUCUCACAUUAAAACAGAGGAGAAUGAAGGAAGCCAGGCUGAAAUAGAUGGAAAAAAUGUAGACAUUGCCGAACAGAGAACUGCGACCAUCACUGAAGUGCAGCCUGAGCGACCUGAUCUUUCUGAUACUGAUAAUGGUAAUGUUCCUCGAUCUGGCAAUAAGCAAAAUGAGGGUGCAACUGCGUUGAGUGGAGCUGAAAGUUUGGAAUCAAACGAAAGUGUACAUAAAACUAUUGAUAAUACAACUCACGGUUUAGAAAAUAAAAAUGGAGGAAACGAAAAGGAUUUUCAAAAGCAUGAUUUUAUGAAUAAUGACAUGUUGAAUGAUCAAACAAGUUCAGAUCAAACAAGUUCUGAUCAAACAAGUUCAAAUCAAACAAGUUCUGAUCAAACAAGUUCAAAUCAAACAAGUUCUGAUCAAACAAGUUCUGAUCAAAUAAGUUCAGACCAAACAAGUUCAGAUCAAACAAGUUCAAAUCAAACAAGUUCUGAUCAAACUAUAGAUACAGAAGAACAUCACAGGGAUAAUGUCAGAAAUCCUGAAAUAAAGAGUUCGGAAGAUAUGAGUAAAGGGGAUUUUAUGAGAAAUUCAAAUAGUAACGAGUUAUAUAGUCAUAAUAAUUUGAAUAAUCGUAAAUUAAAUAUAGACCAAUACGAACACAGAGAUGUCAAAGCAACAAGGGAAAAAAUUAUCCUUAUGUCUGAAGUAAACAAAUGCAAUAAUAGGGCAUCCUUAAAAUACUGUAACACUAUAGAAGACAGAAUGUUAUCGAGCACUUGUUCAAGGGAGAGGAGUAAAAAUUUAUGUUGUUCAAUAUCGGAUUUUUGUUUGAAUUAUUUUGAGCUCUAUUCUUAUGAAUUUUAUAAUUGCAUGAAAAAGGAAUUUGAAGAUUCAUCAUACGAGUGCUUUACAAAAGGAAGCUCCACAGGCAUAGUUUAUUUUGCCACGGGGGGAGCGUUUCUGAUAAUACUGCUACUAUUUGUCUCAAAGAAUGUUGCCUCGAAUGAUUCGUACAGUUAUGAAGAGGAAGCUACAUUUGAUGAGUUCGUGGAAUACUCUGAUGAUAUUCACAGAACCCCUCUAAUGCCUGACGAUAUUGAGCACAUGCUACAAUUAUCCCCCCUGGAUUAUUCAUAA
This is a messenger RNA of Plasmodium knowlesi strain H, 3465 nucleotides long. Its product is annotated as duffy binding protein beta. The transcript is spliced from 5 exons. The coding region runs from base 1 to 3465 and encodes 1154 amino acids. Gene Ontology annotation, cellular component: membrane. Lineage: Eukaryota; Apicomplexa; Aconoidasida; Haemosporida; Plasmodiidae. Gene Ontology annotation, molecular function: host cell surface receptor binding. The record is from RefSeq and is a predicted model, not a curated record.